Molecule: messenger RNA, 8906 nt
Organism: Nerophis lumbriciformis (worm pipefish)
Lineage: Eukaryota; Metazoa; Chordata; Actinopteri; Syngnathiformes; Syngnathidae
Gene: prr12a
Product: proline rich 12a
Source: RefSeq, a predicted model, not a curated record
UCCCCCCCCUUUGCGACGACGCGUUCGCCCCCCGGCAUCGCACACGGUUGUACCCCCACAUAGAUGGAUAGAAAUUACCCGGGAACAGGGUUCGGCGAUUUGGGCGCUGGAGCAGGAUGGAGUUACGAGCGAUCGGCCAAAGCAAGUCUUGUCUAUGGGAGUUCCAGAUCAUCCCACCCUGAAUCGGAGCUCCUGCACCGCCAAGCCUACGCCACCCCACACCCUCUGCAGGGCUAUGCCACCAAUCACCACCCAGGGAGCUCCGGCCAAGGCGGGGCUUGGGGAGCAGCUGGACGGAGUUUGGGUCUGUCGGGGCUGUUUGACACUGGCCUGCACCACGCCAGCCCCUCAGCCCCCGAUGCCUCCGUCAUGAAUCUGAUUUCAGCGCUGGAGUCCCGAGGUCCCCAGGCUCCCCCCUCUGCCUCCUCCCUACUCUCCCAGUUCCGCACACCAUCCUGGCAGACAGCGAUGCACACGUCGGCUCCUCCAGAAUUAUUUAUUUCUGGGGCCCUUCCUGGCUCUGGCUCCUUCCCCUCCUCCUCCGCUCUCUCAGCCUAUCAGCACCCAGCAUCCUUUUCCAGUCGCUCCUUCCCUGGUGCAUCCCUUUCUCUCCAGGACACGCCCACGUUUAGCCCCACAUCCAACGGUCUGCUCUCCCCACAUGACCCCUUACUCCACAUCAAGGCUCCCUCUCAGUCCAGUCUGGGUUUUGACAGACUCCUGUCCUCGCAGGGGGCUGCAGCAGCCGCCUACAGGGGCAGCCAAGAUCCUACGGGUGCAACAUCAGCCCAGGGGUCCUCUGCCAGGCACCUGCAGUCGCACCAGUUCAACCUGCUGUCAUCACAGCUCCAGGAUCAGUCCUCCCAGCUGUAUAAUGCCUCAGUAUUCUCCUCCGCCCAGCCCCAAGCUCAGUCCCAGUCUCAGUCUAAUUCGGCUCAGGAGAGGGCUGUGCCCAGACAGGACAGCGUUAUUAAGCACUACCAGCGGCCAACGCCAACGCAGCCGCAACUCUCAUCGUCCGCUGCCCACUCCCUGCAGCACUACCUCAGCUGUGGGGGGGCAGGGUACCAACAAAUAGCCACCCAUCACAGACAUGCUGGACUGUCAUGCAGUCCGCUGGGUGACCAGAGCCCCUCGUCUGACCACAAGGCCUCCUCUCGUACAGAGCAAUAUCGACCAAUCAUCCAGCCUCCAUAUUCUUCAUCAUCCUCCUCCUCUUCUUCCUCUGCCGGGAAAGGCACCAAAAGCAGCUCCAGCAGUGGCUACUCAUCUGCCAGUUCGGCAUCAUCCUCAAGAACUCCUCUGACGCCCCCUUCUGCAUCCUCUACCUCUUCAUCCUCCUCAUCUUCUUCGGCCACCCCUGGGGCUCACCCUUCAAACUCAAUCCCCACCUCCAGCUCAAGUGCUGUCCCCCCAAGGCAGCAACCCCCCCCUCAAGCUGCUCCCCCUCCCCCAGCCUCUCAACAGCAACAGCCUCCUCCUACCACCACCUCAACACCUCAAUCACUCCCCAAAUCCUGCCUGUCGGGCUAUGGUUCUCCCGUUCCUCCUGUGAAGACCCCCACCUCUGCUCUUACUGGUCAAACCCCGCCCCAACAGCAGACUCAGUCGUACUCUCCAAAUCAGCCCCCAACUUCUCACCUGGCUCAGUCUUAUGGAGGCUUCAGUUCCCCACAGGCCCAGGACCUGAGCUCAGGUACUGGGGCAAAAGGUUAUGGAAGUUUAGGAGGGCGAAGUCAAUCCUACUCGACUGACAUAUAUGGAGCUGAUUCUGCUUAUGGAUCACUUCCUUCCUCUCUCGGUGGAGCCGGAAGCCCAUCACUGGGCUACGGUGCCCCAGGACAUUCCCCUGCGCUUCUAAGGUCAAGCGGUUCAUCAGGUAGUGGAGCAUCUGGGGGAGGAAGCAGCAGUGGUGCUGCAAGUGGAAACUCGGGGUCAGGAGGUGGAGCAGGAAAUGGUAUGACCAGUGAGAGAGGUGGAGGAGGUAGCGGGGGAGGGUCUUAUCAUAUUCCAGACUCUAGUCCCUCCCCAUCUGGAAACUCGGGCAUUAUCCGCCCAGGGUUGCACUCUCCUGUGCCUGCAUGUGCCACGCAAUCUCCCGGAGGUGCUGGUUCUAAUAAAUACAUAUCAUCUGUCCUCUCCCCGACCUUCCUAAGCUCCCCACAGGGCUACCCUGACACCAGAGGUCCCAACUCUCAACCUCAAUCCUAUCACCCCACCUCCUCCAAAACAAAGGCUGACACUUCAUUGCUCGGGGUUGGUUCUCAGAGAUCCCAAGAGGAAGUAGAUGAUGAUGAUGAGUUCUUGAUCCAGCACUUGCUGCAGGCACAAGCGAGUCCUGGUCCCCAGGCUUCUCACCACCACCCCCAACAACAGCCCCAACAGACAUCCCAGCAAACACAGUCUCAGUCAGCUCCACCGACAACUGAUGCAGGCAAAGGCCUUAGCUAUGACAUGGGAAAGUCUUCUGAGGAAAGGUACCAUCCUCAGAGUGUCAUACGCACCCACAGCGCCACAUCCUCUGCUGGAGUUAGCAAUGCAGCUUCUGCAGGGUCCAUCUCUGGGCUGGAGGGUCAGCUGGAGAUGUCAUUGAAGAAACAGCAGCAACAUCAACAACAACAACAACAACAGCAUCAUCACCAACAGCAGCAGAGGAACGAGAGACCCGCUGGGAGCACCAGGAGUAGUGGAGGCCGAGGCAGUGCUGAACAAGUACACUCGCAUCUUCUUCACCAUGACAACUUAGGCUCAGUCGUCCACUACGGGCGAGGGGACCCUUACACGCAACACUCACUUGGUCCCCAACACUCCUCACAUAAUCAACACGUGUCUUCACAUUCGCAGAUACCAUCCCAUUCCCAGAUGGAAUUACAGAAAAAGGAGCGUGCCGAAAUCCCUUAUCAUCGAAAAACACCAGAAAUUCAGCCACAGCAUCCACAGCCUCAAACCGCCGCUUCUCUUAUGGAUUCCCCCACGGAUCAGUCCCACCAGCCGCCACACCUCCUCCAGUCCGUGCUGUCCCAUACAACACGCAACAAACUGGAGCCUCAUCCACAGCACCACAAGAUGGACACACACCGGCAACACCAACAGCACCAUAAAAUGGACACCCUCCCAUCACAUCAGCAACACCCUAAAAUGGACUCCCACUCGCAGCAUCAGCAGCACCACAAGAUUGACUCUCAUUCCCAACAGCAGCAGCACUCCAUCAGCCAGCAGCAAGCUGCAAUGGAGAGUGCUGGUGGGCGACUUGGCUCUAACAAGCAUCAGGCUCAAGCUCAGUCCCAAACUACUCAGCUCCAACUUCAACUCCAGUCACAAGCUUUAGAGGUGGCAGCUGCCCAUUACAACCAUGGACCUUCUUCACAUCAACAUGAACAGGGCAAACAAAGCUCAGUGGUUUCUUCUUUAGACAUGCUGGAGCGCUCUCUUUCCCAGACAUCGAGCGCUGAGGUAGCCAUUGCAGAGGACAGACGUAGUGGGGGAAGAAGCGGAGGAAGCAGUGAGCGCCACAGACAGCAAGAACAGCAACAGAGGCAGCACCCGUCUCACCAUCACCAAGCGCCACACACGGGCUCAGAACUUCACUCUUUCCUCUCCGAGCCGGAAAUCGGCAUGUCCACCCCUACCCACAUGCACCACCUUUCACAGCACCACCCGCAACAGCAGCACCCCAGUUCUCAACACCAACAAGGCCAUCCUCACCACCCUCACGCCCAACCACAGACCCCACACCCUCACCAUAUACCCCCUCCCUCAGCCACAGCCCAUUCCCAAUCCCAAGCUGAUUCGCAGCAGCCCCUACCAUCACAGCUCACCCCCCAGCAGAGCCAGCUGGACCAACAGCGCUCAGAACAGCACCAGUUUGACACUGUUAGUCCAGUGGAGAAAGCAGACCAGAACCAACAAAAUAACCGCUUUGUUCCCCUCACGUCCAUCUGCUUUCCUGACGCCCUUCUCCAGGAUGAGGACCGCUCCUUUUUUCCAGGCAUGGAAGACAUGUUUUGUGCAGAGGACUACAAGUCAAGUUGUGCUGGUGGUGCAGGACCCGGUCAGGAGGAGAUGAAUGAAAGCCACACUGGGCAGGAGGGUCUGGGCUCCAUGAAAGCUGGACAGAGUGGAGGUGGACCUGGGGCAGGUAGUGGCUCUGGCUAUGAUAUGAUGGGUCAUCAUGGAGAUCAGGGUUAUGAGCCAUACUGUCACAGCCUGCAAGAGCCCAGCAACAACACAAUGACUCUGGAUCUUGACUCCCUUAAAACCCACGAACUGCCCUCCACAGUUAAUACUGAACAACUGGGGUUAAUUCAAUCCCAGGGCCCACCUAUGGGUAUGGGCCCUAAUACUGCUGGACCUAACACACCUGGUGCAAAGAUGUCAUCUGGGCCUGGAGGAACCAGCACAGGAGCAAGUUCCGGCGGCCUCCAGUCUCCGAUUUUCUGCUCAUCUCGUCCGAAGAAGCUCCUUAAAUCUAGCUCCUUCCAUCUCCUGAAGGAGCGCAGAGACCCUAACACACUGCCGAAGAAAAGUUAUGCUCAAGAGUAUGAGUUUGAAGAUGACGAGGAUAAAGCUGACCAGCCAGCUGACAUCAGAUUGAACAGUCGCCGGAUUCCUGACCUUCUUCCAGACUUGGUGUCCAGCUGCAGAAAAGGAGGGGCAGGCAGUGGGUCUCUCAGCCCUUUAAUGGGCGACAUUGACUUCUACCACUCCUCUGGCUACCCAUCAAUGGGGGCACACUCUCUUUUGCCUCAGGAUGGCCCUAAAAAGAGAGGUCGGAAGCCUACUAGGCCGAAGAGGGAGGGCCCCCCGCGGCCUAGAGGCAGGCCUCGCAUCCGCCCCAUGCCCGAGCCCUACACGCCGCGAGGAAUGAUGGGAGAAAUGGCCGGAGCGGCGAGCGGCGGAGGGGGAUUCAAUGUGGAGGGGCGAGGGAGGGGAAGGGGGCGCGGUAGCCGGGGAAGAGGAGGUCGGAGAGAGGAUAUGUACAUGGAAAUGAGCGGUAAGGAGCCAGAGCAGAUGCAUCACCACCAGCAGCAGCAGCAGCUUCAUCACCAAUCUCAACAGCAUGAACCUAUCCCACCUCUGAAGAUCAAGUUGCCAAUUCCCAUGUCCUCCUCCGAUGCCUUGCUGAGGACAGACUCUCUGUCUGGCACAGACCCCGCUUUGUCUGAUGGCUCAGUUGGGUCAGCACCCUCGCUUGGACUCAGUCCUGGUCCAUGCAGCACUGAGAGCACCAGGAUGCAGGACAAAAACAAGCAGAAAAGCCUGAUGAUGAAUGAAGGAAUAGCUGGGGACGGUCUGGAGGAAAGGGGUGAUGAGAAGGAUUCUGAGUCCAAGGCUGGCUUAGUCGCUUCUUUCUUAGACUUCCUCAAGACCGGGAAGAGACCCCCAGGCUUGGAUAUUUCCCCCGGGAUGGAACAUGACAAUGGUGAAACCUCCCCUUGCAAAUCUGGCGGUCUGCGCCCACUAUCCCCGGUUCCUCCGCCGCCCCCGCCGCCACCACCUUUUGGGGACAGCGAAGGGAAUGGCGGUCUUGCCCUGGGCAGCUGCCCCAGCCCUAAGCGCUUGGAGGACGAGUUGAAACGGAACCUGGAGACUCUGCCCUCGUUUUCCUCUGAUGAGGAGGACUCCGUCGGAAAGAAUCAGGACCUCCAGAAGAGCAUCUCCUCAGCCAUUUCCGCCCUGUAUGACACUCCUCAGCUUACAGCCAACAUCCAUCCCUCUUUACCUCCCCCGCCGCAGUCUUCACACUCCCCUCUGACACCCACAUUGCUGCCCCCUACCCUUAGCCCUCAGCCUGCCAUGCAUACACCCCAUGCACAACUCCAGCCCGAUGAACCUGGCAUCCUCCAGUCAGAGGACGAAAACAUGGAUGAGAGUAAUGAGGGGGAGAAUGAGCAGGAGAGGAGUACUAGAGAGAAUGAGGAGAAUGAUAUGAUGGAGGAGAGAGAACCUCAGCUGGAGACUCUUGGAGCUCCUAAGCUUGAAGUGUCCCUCCCGGAGAUUACUCCUGCAGCAGCAACCCCCGAACCUCCCUCCAUCCCACCAUCUCCUGCUUCAUCUUCCUCGUCUCCUUCCCCCCUUCCUCCUCUUUCUCUUCCCUCAUCUCCUCCUCCACCACCGGAGGAACAAAGAGAGCACUCCAAGCCUCCGAGUCCCGUUGCUGCAAAAUCUCUGACUCCUCCACCUCCCCUGACUGCUACUCUCCCUUUGCCUGCUACUUCUCCCCCUCCUUCUGCCACUUCUCCUCCUCCCGCACAAGCGUCUCCGCAGAAGGAGUCUCCCACACCCUCCCCAGAGUCCCCAGCUUCUCCCGAAGAAGAGCGACCACCUCCGAAGCUCACCUCUUUGCACCUGGCUCAGAAGCAAGAGGACGCAGCCAUUGCCGGAGAGAGCGAGGAGGAUGAGAGCGAGAGCGGCGGGGAGGGCAUCUUCAGAGAGAGGGAUGAGUUUGUGGUGCGAGUGGAGGACAUUCGAACACUCAAGUUGGCCCUGCAGACUGGCCGGGAGCCUCCACCUAUCUGGAGGGUGCAGAAAGCCUUGCUGCAGAAAUUCAGCCCAGAGAUCAAAGAUGGACAGAGACAGUUCUGUGCCACAAGCAAUUAUCUUGGCUACUUCGGAGAUGCCAAAAGACGAUACCAGCGCAUCUAUGUCAAGUUUUUGGAGAAUGUCAACAAGAAGGACUACGUCAGAGUCUGCUCUCGAAGGCCGUGGCGUCGAAACACACCUACUCUCAGGCGCCAGUCUUUCCCCAGAAUGGCUUCUCCUCCAUCAAACCAAGCGCCACCAAAAGAGGAACGAUUGACCCCGCCCAACCAGCGGGAGAAGGAGCCGAAGGAGAAAACGAGAACGAGCACGCCACCGGCAAAGGAACUACUGGAGAAAAAGGAGGUCCCAGCUGCAGUGGCCAAGUCCAAGGAGAAAGAGCGCGAGGUGGAUAAAGACAAGGACAAGCGAGUGCAGCCGUCUGAGGACAAAGCGGAGAAACGCACCACAGAACGCGGGAGAGCCAAGGAUGAAAGGAAAGCACCAGAGAGAAAAGACAAACCUGAGCGAACACCAAAGUCCAAAGCAGCUAAGGUGAAGGCCGAACCUCCCCCUAAGAAGAGAAAGAAGUGGCUGAAGGAAGCUCCCUCCUCCUCUGACUCAGACUCCUCGGAUGAAGCCGCUAGUGAGAAUGAAAUGCCCGUGAAAGGGGGCGUGAACAACCGAGCCAUGAGGGAAAUGUUCCGCAGCUAUGUGGAAAUGCUCGUCAGCACAGCCCUGGACCCUGACAUGAUCCAAGCCUUGGAGGACACAGACGAUGAGCUUUAUCUCCCCCCCAUGAGGAAGAUCGACAGCAUCCUCAGCGAACAGAAGCGGAGGUUGUUGAGGAGAGUCAGCAUGAGCUCUCAGCAUCAGGAGGUUCUGCAUGCGUACCCCCAGAUCAUCGUGGACCCCUUGGACUUGGGAGUGGUGAGGGUGCGGCUUAGCGGUGACGCCUACAACCGCAAGACUCUCAACAGAGUCAAGAAAAGUCUGCCUAAACCACAGGACCUGAAGCUGUCGUCCGAGUCCUAUCGAAUCUACAGUCUCUACCACUCUCUGCACCAUUAUAAAUACCACACCUUCCUGCAGUGCAAGAAAGAGACCAACACCAUCGAGCAGGCGGCCGAGGACCCGGGUCAGGAGGAAGUGGUGCAGCAGUGCAUGGCCAACCAGAGCUGGCUGGACACGCUCUUCAGCUCCUUCAUUGAACUGCUCACGCUCAGCACCAAAGCCUGAGAGUACAGCCCAGGGAGAUGGGAUUAAUUAAAGUAGGAUAUGAAAAGAAGAAAAAAACGAUGGAUCCCACUGUACAGCCCCCCUAUCCCCCCUACCAACUUUCCUCAUAUCUCAAAGAUGUGAGGAUGUAUUUUCAAGGCCCUUGAUGAACUCAAGGCUGUCAGAACAAUGCCCUCUUUUUCCCCCCCCCUUCUUGAACAAUGACUAAAGACUUGUGUUGCACUUCGUGAGGAGUGGGACCCCACCGGAUUAGGGGUCACUUGCGGGUCAAGAGGGAUUCUGACCACCACCCGUGAACGGGAAGGCAAGAUGGUAAAGAAAGAAAGGAGCCACAACGCCACUAACAUCUUGUUAACUGUGUGUCAUUUCGACAAUAGCGCAAAGAGAAACUAUUACUGCUUAGUUUUUACAUAAAUUAUUUUUUUGAAAAGACUAACAUCAGCUGUGGGCUUUCAGAAAAGACUGGAAGAGGGCGAGAAUGCUUUUUAAAGUGCGUGUGGAGCGUGCAGUGAGCAGCGAACAUGGACUCCAACCAGUAGAUGUGUUAAUAAAUGCCCUCUCUCUCAUUCUGUGCUACGUGAAGGGCAGCACGACUCAGCUGUGUGAUAAUAUAUAAACACAUUUUUAUUAUUUAUAUGAGGAGGUUUUUAACUUAACAAGCGCUGGAUUGCUGCCCUAACAUUUGAAAUACUUUUUAUUGUCCACAGGUUCAGUAUACAAUCGUGACCCACAUAUCCAAGCCGUCUUCCCCUCUAUACGUAAGAAUGGACGUUAAGACUGACAUAAUGUAUCAAAUACAGUGGGUGUAAAAUAAUAAGAAAAAAGAAAUGGGAGAAAAAGAAAGUGGGGGAAGUGUAUUUGAAACUUUACAUUGUUGUGCUUCAGUUCAAUCAUCAGUCAUGCAGAUGCAAAGAAAAAGUACAUUUCCGGUGCGGUAAGGAGUAUAAAUAGGUCAUAUUUAAAGAAGAAAUAGUCAUGUCAUUUUUAUCAUUUUGAUGUAUGUGCAUACUUAUUUUGAAAACAAUCUAAUUUUCCAUACAAAAAAGGAAAAAUGGUGUGUAAAUAUUGUACAGUUCUUGAUGAUAUUCUUUGUCCUUCUGUACAUUAACUCUCCUGUAUUUGAGAAACAAAUAAAACCUGCAAAGAUC